AUGUACAAACGACUACAACGGAAAACUUCCAGCCUUUUAUUAAUUUUUAUACUAAAACUAACGGUGUCAUUGGUUAUCGAAGAAUAUUCACCUAUUGCAAUAAGCCGCCAAGAAAACCAAAAACAGCUGUGGUCAUCGGUAUUGAGACAAAUCGAUAUGGAAGCUUAUUUUGAUUAUGCUCUUAUAGUUGGUGAAAUCCAACAGGAAUUUCUAUUGGACUUACUUGAAGUGGAACUGAAGAAAUGUGUUUUACUAAAUGGAAAUUUUACAGUUAAUUAUGAUCUAGAUAUAUUUGUUAAUAAUUUCAUAAGUAUAGUGUUUAUACCAAAAAAUUUAUUAAAAGAGAAAGAAAAUAUAGAACCUUUUAUAAGGGAUUUGGGUGAUAAAUUGGAUUUAAAACGUUUUACACGUUUAAUAUUUGUGGAACAGCAGGUGACAGUAAAGGAAAGUGAAAACGCAACGAAGAUAUUAUUGCAAAUGUGUAAAUUGUAUAAAUUUCUUAAUGUCAUAGUGGUGUUUAAGGACUUUCCCAACAGCCAGAUGUAUUAUUCAUACAAUGCAUUUCCUUAUUUUGAAGUGGUAAAAAAUAACUAUAAUAAUCAGUCCUUUAGUGGGGAACUGUAUCCCAGUAAAAUGAAUAAUGUAUACGGCGAGAUAGUAAGAACUAUACCUGACCAAAUAAUGCCCAGAUCUGUGGUAUAUACUGAUGCCAAGGGUCAGUUACGUGUCACCGGCUAUAUAGCACAAUUUAUACGCAUGUAUGGUAAAUACAUAAAUUGUACCAUUAAAUAUCCCGAUAAUUUGGUAGCAGGAGAAGUUUUAUUUUAUCGCGAUUUUUUUAAUUGGACUAAAAUGGAUUUAUUAGAUAUACCUUGCAGUAUAACACCCAUGGCAGGUGAUAAUACCAGCAAAUUAAUGUCGUAUAUGUAUGAGGUAUUAAACUGGUGCCUAAUGAUGCCUGUAGAGCAGCCUCUCACCUAUCAGGAUUUUUUGAAGGACAAUAUAAAUAUCUAUACUAUAGUGGGUAUUUUAAUAAUGAAUACCAUUUUCACUUCUCUACUAAUGACUUCCAAACGCUUACUCUGUUUAAGUAGAAAACAAAAGUUUUCUUGGAAUUUAGCCGAUAUCUUGGCCAAUCCCCAGGUUAUAUUAGGCCACUUGGGUUCAUCUUUUUCACUACAUCCUCAUCCAAUUUUAUCGUUACGCAUUAUUUAUGUGUCUUUAUUUUUAUCGGGACUUCUAUAUACCACCACAUUUUCAGUACAACUCAAUGCUUUUCUUACUCAUCCCUCAGUCCAGCAAAUAAAUUCCCUGGAUGAUAUGCUCAAAUACAAACGUAAAAUUUUAGCUGCCCAAAAUGAAUAUAAAACCCUACUUAAAUUAUCGGGUUCUACUUUUCUACCCUACCUAUCUCUCUUUCACAUAAUAGAUUCUUAUAAAGAAUUUUCGGAAAUUCGUGGUUCCUUUAAUACUGCCUAUUCCUAUCCCGUUACCUCUUCUGUCUGGCAUGUCUAUCAGACACAACAGCAGCUGUUCUCUAAACCUCUAUUUCGUCGCACAGAUCUUUGUUUCGUUAAUUUAGAUAUAAUGGGUUUUAUUUUACCUCCAAAUUCUUUGCAUAAACUAAAACUUGAUACUCUUAUAACACGAGUGCGUGAUAUGGGUUUUGUGCAUCACUGGCUGCAAAAUAAUUUCUAUGAUUUAGUUAAAAUUGGCAAAAUGAGUUUGUCCGAUAUAUCAGUAAAUGCUGAACAUAUUUCGUAUAUACAAGCUAAAGAUUUCUAUUAUGUUUUAUUUACAAUGCUCAAAGCGUUUGGUGUUAGUUUGGCGAUAUUUUUAAUAGAAAUUUUUUGGUUUUAUCGUUAUUCUAUUUUAAGAUUAUUGUAUUUGAAACCUAUUAUUAUAUGA
This is a messenger RNA of Lucilia sericata (common green bottle fly), 1908 nucleotides long. RefSeq lists its product as uncharacterized. The record is from RefSeq and is a predicted model, not a curated record. Bases 1 to 1908 code for a protein of 635 amino acids. Lineage: Eukaryota; Metazoa; Arthropoda; Insecta; Diptera; Calliphoridae. The transcript has a single exon.